AUGUCCGCGCCAUUUUUGAUCAGCAACUCCGCCCUUGCUCCCCCCUCCGAACGUGUUGCUAUGACUCGUUGGGAAGUCUUUGCCCAUAAACCUCGCGGCAACAAACUUGGCCCAGCAUGCUCAUGGUGGAAAACAAUAUGGGAAGUUGCCAAGAAAGAACUAGCCCCAGAAAUGGAUGAUGCAUAUAGAGAUGCGUGUUGUUUUGCUUGCGGGGGAAUGAUCAUGAGAGAUUUUUGGACAGGCGCACAAGCGAACGGGGGGGACUUUCGUGAGAUGGUAGAAAAGAGGUAUCCUAAUCGAGAAUUCAGUGAAGUGGGCAUGGAAAAAGACUUCUAUUGGAAGGCUGUGAAGACUCUGGAGGCCGUCAGGAUAUAG
Botrytis fragariae is the source of this 375-nucleotide messenger RNA. RefSeq lists its product as uncharacterized. The transcript has a single exon. Bases 1 to 375 code for a protein of 124 amino acids. The record is from RefSeq and is a predicted model, not a curated record. Lineage: Eukaryota; Fungi; Ascomycota; Leotiomycetes; Helotiales; Sclerotiniaceae.